Mauremys mutica (yellowpond turtle) is the source of this 1541-nucleotide messenger RNA. RefSeq lists its product as uncharacterized. The transcript is spliced from 2 exons. The record is from RefSeq and is a predicted model, not a curated record. Bases 170 to 1033 code for a protein of 287 amino acids. NCBI's taxonomy places the organism in Eukaryota, Metazoa, Chordata, Testudines, Geoemydidae.
GCUAUAGGCGGAGACGCAGCAAGAGAGGCAGUUCCGGUGUAAGCCACAGAGCGGCCAGGCUAGGCCGGCUGGAGGACGGAACUCCCGGAAGGGCGCGCUGCUGCUCCCGCGCUGCCCAUCUCCAAGAUGGCGCAGGUUAUCGAAAUUACAAGACGAUAAGAAAGUAGUGAUGGAAUCGUUGGAUACGGGGUCUAAAGCAAAGAAAACUCUUGGAAACGUUGACUAUGUAGAGUCAUCAGAAUUCUCCCAAGGAAUUCUGCCUACAAAUAAGGAUGUCAUUCAGAACAUGUUGUAUCUGUUGCAACCCAAAAGAGCUGGGCAAGCACAACGGUCAAAAGAAGAUGCAGCCCAAUUGCUUGCUGAACUUCUGCAGGAACACUGGUUGUUUUGCAACUUACACACCAUAGCGACAGAAAAUAUAAAGAAGAAUAUUCUCAAAAUGUAUGAGGAAUUCACAAAACUCUAUCAAACCAGAAAGCAGAGACAAAAUCAGUCAUUUACAGAGAAGGCAGACACAUUCAACAGGAGUUCAGAACAGCUCUUUGACAUAUUUUGUACAGACACCGUGAUAAGAAAUGAGCUGGAACAAUACAGUGGUAUAAAAAUGACAGACGUUGAGUGGAAAUUUCUUGAAAACCAAAGAAGUGAGAGAAAAAUGUACCAUAAAGAUUUCAUGGACAAGAAAGAAAUUAAGAUGAUAGAAAGAAGAAAACUACAGUGCCUGGAGCACUUGAGAAAAAUUGCAGAAAAAAAAGAGACAAGUGAAGUCAAAGAAGAGACUUACAAAACUGAUGAGAAAUCAGAUGACAGUAUGAGUGUAAAUAAAUCAUAUGUUGUAGAAGAGGAGGAGGAUGAAGGUGUUCCAGAUUUUUCAUCUAAGAGGAAAAGAAAGCGUCCAUAUUCUACGUGGACUGCCAGCUCAUCAACAUCAGCUGGUGAUAGUAUGCCUCUUGAGUGUCAACGUAUACGUAUGAGCAUCAGGAAAGUUAGGCCUGGGUUCUAUGAGACUGUUGACAAGUUUAAAAACUCCUAGUACACAUCGGUCUCAAGCUGAAGCUACUGUAAUAGAAGUUAGCAACAAGAUGUUUAGGAGAUCUUGAAAUAGCAUGAUCAUUUGGAAGUCACUGAUGUAGAUACUCUAACAACAUUCAGAAACAUCCACCUUGGAGGGAAGAGCAUUGAAGUAAUGAGAUUGGCAGAAACUGUAAAAGAUUAUGAACUCCAAAGGAAAAACCAGUCAUUAACUAAAUGAAGGCUUAGAGAUAACCUCCAGAUCAUCUAUGUAGCAGUACAAGUCUCUUCAUCUAAGGCCCUGUCUGUACUAGACUUUUUUGGAUGAAUGUUCACUAAGGAUACAGUUAAGAGUACCAAAUACUUUCACUUGUCAUCUAAGACAAUAUAUACAAUCUUCAUUUCCAGAAGUGAAAGGCUAAAGUUUUAGCACGAUUCUCUGUUGUCCACAGAGAUAACGUAAUCGCGUUGCAAACAGAACAAGGAAUGGAAGAGUCGUUUCCAUUCUCAGAAGUGAUCUGAUUCAUAAA